CCCUCCCCCUCGGGGGCGGAGUUAUGUGUUCUGAACCAAUGGCCGGUCGCCUCUGAGGCCACGCCCACUCCCCGCCCCCGGAGUCGCGGCGUCGCAGAGUGCCCAACCGCCCGGCGCCCUGGCCUGGGGCAGCGCGAGCGCCCGAACCUGCGGCUGGACACCAAGAUGCCCGGUGAACAGCAGACGGAGGAGGAGGAGGAGGAAGAGAUGCAAGAGGAGAUGGUGCUGCUGGUGAAGGGUGAGGAGGAAGAGGGUGAAGAGAAGUAUGAAGUGGUGAAACUCAAGAUCCCUAUGGACAACAAGGAGGUCCCGAGCGAGGCGCCAGCGCCGUCUGCGGACCCGGCGCGCCCACACGCGUGCCGGGACUGCGGCCGCGCCUUUGCACGCCGCUCCACACUGGCCAAGCACGUCCGCAUACACACGGGCGAGCGGCCCUUUGCGUGCACCGAGUGCGGCCGGCGCUUCUCGCAGAAGUCGGCGCUGACCAAACACAGCCGCACCCACACGGGCGAACGGCCUUACGAGUGCCCGGAGUGCGACAAGCGCUUCUCGGCCGCUUCGAACCUGCGGCAGCACCGGCGGCGCCACACUGGCGAGAAGCCGUACGCAUGCGCACAAUGCGGCCGCCGCUUCGCGCAGAGCUCCAACUACGCACAGCAUCUGCGCGUGCACACGGGCGAGAAGCCGUACGCGUGCCCGGACUGCGGACGCGCCUUCGGCGGCAGUUCAUGCCUGGCGCGCCACCGACGCACGCACACGGGCGAGCGGCCGUACGCCUGCGCCGACUGUGGCACGCGCUUCGCCCAGAGUUCGGCGCUGGCCAAGCACCGGCGCGUGCACACAGGCGAGAAGCCGCACCGCUGCCCUGUGUGCGGCCGCGGCUUCGGCCACCGCUCCAACCUGGCGGAGCAUGCGCGCACGCAUACUGGCGAGCGGCCCUAUCCUUGCCCCGAGUGCGGCCGGCGCUUCCGCCUCAGCUCGCAUUUCAUCCGCCACCGUCGCGCGCAUAUGCGGCGCCGUCUCUAUAUCUGCGCCGGCUGCGGCCGGGACUUCAAGCUACCAGCUGGAGCCACUGCCACCGAGCGCUGCCCAGAUUGUGAGGGCAGCUGAGCCGCCAUUUCUUUUCUCCGCGGGGUGCGAGCCUCCAGGUGGGGAGAGGCACUCUGGGAUCUUAACCUGGGGCUGCGUUAAUCUGGACAACUCCCCGCCCCACCACCAGCGUCUUGAAUAGGUUGGGACUGGCAGGCCUGGCUGCCCUGGAACUGGGAGACAGGAUUCCCCUACCGGGAUCCUUGGAAACGUGCCCACUUCCCCCUCAUUACAUCCCCUCCGCCCAUGUUAGAGUGAAUAAAGUAUUAUAUCCUCA
Bubalus bubalis (water buffalo) is the source of this 1366-nucleotide messenger RNA. RefSeq names its product zinc finger protein 771 (gene ZNF771). The transcript has 3 exons. Bases 166 to 1110 code for a protein of 314 amino acids. The record is from RefSeq and is a predicted model, not a curated record. Lineage: Eukaryota; Metazoa; Chordata; Mammalia; Artiodactyla; Bovidae.